Molecule: messenger RNA, 1590 nt
Organism: Ruditapes philippinarum (Manila clam)
Lineage: Eukaryota; Metazoa; Mollusca; Bivalvia; Venerida; Veneridae
Product: basal cell adhesion molecule-like
Exons: 7
Coding region: 1-1590 (529 amino acids)
Biological process (GO): cell-cell adhesion
Cellular component (GO): cell-cell junction
Molecular function (GO): cell adhesion molecule binding
Source: RefSeq, a predicted model, not a curated record
AUGUCCUCUACUGGAUGCGCCAUUCGUGUUAUCCUUGUAAACAUCCGUCAACAUAACUAUGAUCAUAUUGCAGAUUAUGAGAUUUACAAGAGCCUUAUCAGCGUAUCUUGCGACGAACAGUACACAGCAUUCGCGACGCAAUCUCAUAUAAGUAAUAAGGUCGUCAUUCACGUAUCAGUUCCUGCUGUAAGUCUAACAUUAAAGAAAAAUGAAGAUUGGGAUUAUAUAAAGGAGAAUCAGACAAAAAUCAUUACAUGUACAACAUCACCAUGUAGACCUGACCCAAGAGUACAGUGGUAUCUCCGUAAUAGAACAGGACAGGUCGUACAAAAUCUGACACAGUUUUCAACCAACAAUUACGUUAAUGGUGAAUAUGGCCUCAAAUCAGUUAAAAGUGUACUAGACUUAAGAUUAAACAGGACGGCUAAUAACCUACGCCUGUUUUGUGAAGUGUGGACUCGAUCUAGUAGAGCUGAUAUUACAAGCAGAGAUAUUAUCAUUAAUGUAACAUUCCCGCCUGAAAGUAAACCUGUUAUACUUGGAUUGGGAAACAUCAACAUUUUUCGUGUUAUUGAGUCAGAAACGGAAUAUUCUGUUUGUUCAAUUUCUGGUGGAAACCCUGUUCCAUCAUUAACUUGGAAUUGUUUUGGCAGUAAUGACACAACGACGGCAACACAAGGGAGUACAGUAACAAGCACUGUUAAAUGGACAGCUUCACGCAAUUAUAACACAUGCUCCUGUACGUCACACCACAUAUUAAGUGAUUGGAAAAGGACAACGAUUGUAACAGUUAAUGUUCAAUACAAAGCUCGUGCCGGUAAAUAUUUUGUUCUGAACAACGAAGCAAGUACUUCUGUCACGGUUUCGGAAAAUGAAACAGUUGGUUUACAAUAUGAAAUAGAAGGAAAUCCUACACCCACAUGUGAAAUAUACAAUGAUAAUAAUCCGGAUAAGGAACAAUUUGUCAAUUAUUCACAAAAUUAUGCGAUAUGCUAUACCACUUUCAAUGCAAGUUGUCUUCAUGAUAGUGUAUAUACAUGUAAAGGUUCCAAUGAUAUCAACAAGGCAGCAUCGACGGAGAAAAAUAUCAAUGUAUUCGUACAAUGUUCUCCUAGACCAAAUCCUUCUGUGGCAACAAUGGAUCAUGUAAUUGCCGAAAUAAAUAUGCCGAUAAGCCUCCACUUUACAGCACUUGCUUAUCCAAAACCUAUUAGUGCCUCAUGGAGUAAGUUUGUUGGACAAUCCUGGAUUGCAGUUAAUGAAAGCAACAAUAUACGGAUUUAUCAAUCAGAUUUGGAUUUUGGUAUGACAAUUAUUCGGGCAACGAAUGCAGAUAUUGGAGAAUACAAAUUAUUGAUUUCUAAUGCCAUUGGAUCCUACAUUCACAUUUUCUACAUUGAACAAAAAGCGGCCUCAACACAGUCUGAUGAACUUGCCAAAACUGGACUCAUUAUUGGAUUAACAAUAGCUUUAAUUUUCAUUGUAACAACUGUAACUAGUGUAAGUGUGGUUUUGUGCAGAAGGUAUGUUCCUCAUUCCAUUGUGUCGGAGUGCACUUACUUUAUCCUUGAUACUAUUCACAUAUUGUGA